Molecule: messenger RNA, 1423 nt
Organism: Malus domestica (apple)
Lineage: Eukaryota; Viridiplantae; Streptophyta; Magnoliopsida; Rosales; Rosaceae
Source: RefSeq, a predicted model, not a curated record
UAUUACAGACAGCUUUUGAGGAACGUCAAACAAACAGAAGAAGGAAGGUUUUGCUUUCCAACAGCUAGAGAGGAGAGAGAGAGUGCACAAGCAGUCUCUCUUUUUGGAUCUCUCGAAAUAUUUUAUGUUGUUAGUAAAUUAUUAGGGCAUAAUUUUAAUCACAACAAACACUAAACAACCUUUUGAUUAAUUAAUUAAUUACUUCUUCUGUUUGAUCUUUGAAUUAUCCUCCACUGUAUCAUAUAGAUUCAUACUUACAUCUUGUAUAGUCUGUAGCUUCAUUCCGUUCCCCCUGAGGAUCGAAGGAUCGGUUUUUAUCGUGUUUAUCUGGUUGAAUAUGAACCCGAUUCGAGCAUUUUCAUCUCCUGCAGAGUUGCCAGCUUCUUCCACAGCUUCUAAAGAACGCCCAGAAGAUCAUAGUUUUGAUGGCAUUGCCACCAAUGUGAAGUUAUUAUUAAAGCUAAUCCAAGAGCAAAAUGAGGCCUGCACAAAAGACAAUGAUGACAGGAAGAUGCAAAGGGUGGCGGGAAUGAUGACGAUAAUUGAUGAUGUUAAAACCCGGAUUCAGAAAUCUCAAACCGUUAAGAGGAGAGCAGAGCUCCGGCGAUGCAAUACAGAUCUUAGGCCAAAUGUUCCAAGGGACAAAAGGCCUCCGGAGCCAGUAAUUGAUGAGAAAGAAAGGUUGAGAAGACAGCUUAGCGCAAGCUUGGCAGCGCGAAAGAGCCUAGAAAUAAUGUGUUCAGGCUUGGGAAAGGAGAACGAGAUUAUUGCAUCGGAGCUUGCGAGAAAGGUUCAUGAAUUGACUGGGAUGGAGGAACAUAUCAAUGAUCUUCGAGCGCAAAAUGAGAUGCUGUUGGCAAAAGUACAAGCUUGUGCAGCAGAGCACAAGGAGAAGAGGUGUGCCGGUGGUGGGGUAGAGAUUCAUGGGAAUGCAGCACUCCAGGAGCGAAACAAGGCACUUUCGGAGCAACUUCUUAAGUCCCUUGAUGGGUGUAGAUCCUUAAAGAGAAAGAUCAAAGACGCACAAAAGGAAAACAAUGGGAUGCACUCGACCAUGGAGGAGAUGGGGGUGGAAGUUCAAGAAGGCCUAGAACGAAUACGCGCACUCAAGCAAAAGAUUGCCACAAGCAAUGAGCAAGCAGCAGAUAUUGAAGAGGAGAUCUCAGCAUUGGAGCAUCUGUUUGAGAGCUUCAGUAUGAAGAUUUCGAAGCAUGGGUCGAAGAAAGGUGAAAGUGCAAAACACAACACUGAGAUCGACACUACUUAAUUCGCCUCCUGUUGCAUGAGAACAAAGGGUGACUAGAAACCAGAAAUGCCUGGUCUCUCUACUUUUGCAGUUUUGUCAGUCUGUCUUUCGGUUGCCAAGACACGAAAACAACUAAAAUUCUUCGAGUUUAUAUAAUAAACGAGGAAGCAGUUCUAA